AUGGUGAACCGCACAGACGAACCAGAGCACCGAACUCCUGACCGGGAGGCUCCAACAAACCUCCCUACACCCCAAACCAAGCUUAGACAGUCAGAUAGGCUCAGAAGAAACCCACCAAUCAAGCAGGAGCCUAGGGAGGAGAAUGAGCUUCAAAUGUUGCGCAGAAUGAUGCUGAAUCAACAGGAGAUGAUGCAAAGGCAACAGGAGACAGUACAACAGCUGGCACAGCAAGUGAACCUCUUGUCAGGCCAAGCAAGCACUGCAAACACGCCUGCAACAGUGCAGGAGAAUCCGGAGCAAGAAGCUCAACAAGAAGAAGAGGACCGAGAAAUAGACUCUGAGGACGAACUAGAAGAAUUUGUCGGCAACCUUAUAGACACAAAUACGCGAACCGGCAGAGCGAUCACCCAAUUCAUGAAGAUCACGAAGACGGUAAAGAAGCCUAUGACCCUGGCUGGGGCCAGCAACUACCUAGCAUGGAGCAAAGCCAUCCUAAAGGUAGCUCGUCAAGUGGAUACUGAGAAGAUUAUCCUGGAAAGACAAGAGACCUCACCACGGCCAGAGAACUCGAAGAUUUCACAAUACUGGAACGUUCAGAAUAAAUGGCUACACGGCCUAAUCGACAGUACGAUAUCUGCACAAGCCAGAGAACACUUCGAGGAAUCGGAUAGUCUUAGUGCUUACAAACUCUGGGAAGCUGUAAGGACAGCCUUCCAAGAGAGACCUGAGAUACAGCGGGAAAGCCUAUUUACGGAGUUAAUAAGAAUGACACCACAGUCCGCUGGCUCAGAAAGGAAUUAUAUAAUGAGAUUCCUAGCAAUCCGUGUGGAAUGUGAGAGAUUAGGGUUCAAAAUUCAUGACUACAUCCUACACGAUAUUUUGAAGGCGAACAUUACGCCUCGAUGGAGAGAGUUCAUACAGAACCGAUUUGACAUGGCGUGCCAGAGCGGAGCAAACCUACCAGAGAAGGAUUUGGAAGGCCUACUGAAGGAUAUACUCCACCGAAUCCCCAAGAAAGACCAGAAGAAACGUGGAUCCUGA
Molecule: messenger RNA, 1041 nt
Organism: Coccidioides posadasii C735 delta SOWgp
Lineage: Eukaryota; Fungi; Ascomycota; Eurotiomycetes; Onygenales; Onygenaceae
Source: RefSeq, a predicted model, not a curated record